CUGUACCUCUUCCUAGAGAUGCUGCCUGGCCUGCUGUGUUCACCAGCAACUUUGAUGUGUGUUGCUUACAUAAACUAUUUAAGUUAAAUUACAUAGUGUUUAGUUUAUGUGCUUCUAAAAGCAGUAGGAAAAAGUAACCAUUACUCAAUUGCAUUACUGUACAAAGUGAAAGCGUUAUGUUAAUCUGAGACUUUCAGUGAUUAGAAAGGGUAGCUUGAUUUACAAUUGCUGAAAUCAUGAAAAUCAAAUGCAUUUUUUUUUAAAUCAAGUGUUGCAACAUCAGGUUGCUGCCCAUGUUGUGUGUUUUCUUUCAUUUUAUUCUAAAAAUGCAAUGAUUUCAAUAAAUUAUUGAUCCAAACUCAUUAUAAUCUCUUAAAAUAUCUAAUCUACCUGUUAAACAUUUGGUUUUUUAGAUUUUUUCCUUUAGGGUUUCAAUAUCUAUGUAUAUUUUAAUAAAGUUUUCAUCCUCAAAAAACUGAAGCUUAAGUGCACUUUUGGAUAAGCAAUUUUUCAAGCUUAAUUUAAUUGGCCCCAUAUCAUCUCUUGGAGCAUGAAUUGGAUGAAGGUUGGGGAGGGCAAGUGAAAAUGUCCCUUCACCUCUCCUAGAAAUAUAUAUCCAAGCAUUUAAUUUGGACAGAAUAAGUAGUUUUUUUUAAAGCCUUCAAGCCUUAUCCGCAAUUCCAAUAGAUUAAAACUGAUCUUCAAUUGUAAUUGCAAAUAUUAGUCUUGGUUCCAUGUGUUUGUGUUUUAAUUUAUCUGCUCCUAUACAGAAUAGCUUAAAAGGUAUGUAGAUUAAAAAAUGUGUACCAUAUCUGCACUAGAUACAUUGGUGACAAUUCAACUAAUGUUUUGUUUUUCUUCUCUUAUUCUUUUCUUCCUCCUCACCAAAAGUUUAUUUUUGACCCCUUCCCUCUAGGUCUCCCGUGCCACUUACUCUAUGCCCGAAGAGAAGGUGGACAGCCGAUCUGAUCCCAGAGUCCUAACAAUGCUGCUAUGCGACUGGCUGCUAGGAGUUGUGCCCCCACUGUCCACAAUACUAAGUAAUCACUUUGGUUAUCGCCCAGUAGUGAUGCUGGGUGGACUUCUUGUUGGUUUGGGAAUGAUGGCAGCGUCGUUUGCACGGACAAUUGUAGAAAUGUACAUUACUAUUGGAUUAGUAUCAGGAAUAGGUUUCUGUCUCAGCUUCCUACCCACAGUUACUGUCCUCUCCCUCUACUUUGAAAAAUAUCGUUCUCUGGUCACUGCUGUAGCUUCCACAGGAGAGUGUUUUGCCAUCUUCAUUUUUGCACCUGGUUUCACAUUAUUGAAAAACCAUCUUGGGUGGAAAAACUGUCUCCUCAUCAUUGGUGCAUUGCAGCUAAACAUCAUUGUUUGUGGAGCGCUACUUCGUCCACUUGUAAUCAAAAGACCAGAAGAACAACCACCAAUAGAUUUAGUUUCGGAAGCUAAGUACAUGCUGGAGAAUGAGGAAACCCACACCUCUGUAGACUCUGUUGAUUCAGGAGUGGAAUCUUUAUCUACCUCAUGUGAUCAUUUGGAACACAGCAAGAAGUGUACAACAAAUGAUAUCCACAAAGAAAAUCUUAAGAUUCUUCAAAGCAAGAAGCAAAAACCACAACCAAAAUUGUUUGACUUAUCAAUUCUAAAAAGCAAAAGCUUUAUCUUUUAUGCACUCUUUGGACUAUUUGGCACUUUGGGAUUCUUUGCACCUCAACUCUAUGUCAUUCCCCUUAGUAUUAGCCUAGGUGUUGACGAUUGGGCAGCAUACAUGCUAUCAGCUAUGGCAAUUAUGGAAGUACUUGGCCGGCUGUCAGCAGGCUGGAUCCUAAACAAACAACCUAUACAAAAGAUUUACAUUGAACUGAUCUGUGUGUGCCUACUGAGUCUAGUGUUAUUGUGCUUUCCAUUCAUAAAAGGAUUCUGGAGCCUUGUAACAUGCAGCAUGUCCUGUGGAUUUUUGUUUGGUACUGUGGCUGCUACCCACAUUCCAAUGUUGGCAGAGGAUGACGUGGCUGGAAUUGAGAAAAUGUCAUCUGCUGUUGGAAUUUACAUCUUUAUACAGAGCUUUUCAGGACUUGCUGGACCACCCAUUGGAGGUUGGCUUGUGGAUAUUACAGGUCAGAAUUACGGAUCUGCUUUCUUCUUCUGUGGCAUUGGUAUGAGUUUGGGUGCAUUCUUUCUUGCAUUAGUUCAGCCAUCUAAAAAAUGGUCAUGUCAAAGGAAACAACCUCUAGACACUGAUAAGCAAGAGGAAUUAAAACAAGAUCUCAACAUUAUCCAGGAUGUGCCUGAUGACUUCCUAGAAACAGACCUGAAGAAAUCAGAAAGUUUACAGGAUCAACUUCAAAACCUUGCAUGAAUCAUACACCACCCCAAUGGGAUGCAUGUUUCCCCGUAAGGGUAUCCAUUGCCCAUCCUGUCAACCUCAACAUGGCCUUAUUUAAUCUCAGACGUUCCUUCUUUUCAAACCAACAAAUGACUUUACAAAGAAAUAUCACAAGAAGCGAAGUUUAAUAUUUACUACUUGGUGGAUGUAGACUCACUUUGAGAUGAACUGUGCUUAAAAUUACAAAAUGGAAUACAAAGAAAUACACAGAAAGGUUUCAAGUUUGUUUAGAUCAUAUUGAGAAUGUGUUUAAAAUCAUUGCUAAAAUCAUUCAGAUCAGCAUUUUAAGUUUACACAUUUUACAGUUCCAAUUGGUGAAUGUCUUUAUACAAGGUAUUGUUUUAAAUAGGAUUAAGUGCAAAGCCACACUAACCUAAUACUUAAAGCUAUCAAAUAAGACCAUGUCAUAUGAGCAGAAUUAGGCCAUUCAGCCCAUCGAGUCUGCCCAAUUUAUUAUCCCUCUCAACCCCAUUCUUUUGCCUUCUCCCUGCAACGUAUUUAAAAAUUCUCUUUAAAAACAGUGGCUUUGAGAUAUAAGGAUUUUAGUCAAUUCAACUUACUCAAGGUUAUAGCUUUUUUUCCAUUCAAAUUACAUGCUGGAUCACUAUUUAAAAAUGCAGUAUUUUAUCUCAAGGGAAAAAAAGCAACCAAAUUUAUUAUGAUAAUGCUGAAAAAUAUUUAUAACCAGAAAAUAUUGGUAGUUGCAUUGGAACACGAGAAGUUAGAAAAUAUUUUUUAAAAACUUGGAUCAUUAUGGAGUGGAUGUGGCAUGGGUAAAGUGGCAUUUUAACCAUUGCAAAUUAUACAAAAAACAUCAAACACCAUAGGGUUUUAAAAUAAGAUGCUAAAAAGUAAACCAACAGCUGCAAACUCUUCAUUCUCCAAGUAGUUUCCUUCUAUAUUUAAACUUUUAUCUCUAGAAAUAAGCUAUUAAAUUCAAAGUUUAAAUAUGAAUAAGAUAGCUGGAGUACAUUUCCCAUAAUCCUCACACUCCUGUGCUGGAUACAAGAAAGUCAUUCACAAUUGGAAAAAAAACUAUCCUCAAACUUGUUUGUCAUUUGAUCUUAGAUAUUACGAGCAUUUUUGAGUUACAAGUACUGAAUAUUGUAUGCAUUCCAUUUUUACAGAAAAGACACUUCAUAAUCUAAUUAUGGACAUUGAAAUAAUAUUGAAGACAAUUUAGCCAUGGAGCAGUAGGAGCUUAA
Messenger RNA from Mobula hypostoma (lesser devil ray), 3591 nucleotides. Its product is annotated as monocarboxylate transporter 7-like. Gene Ontology annotation, molecular function: monocarboxylic acid transmembrane transporter activity. Gene Ontology annotation, biological process: monocarboxylic acid transport; transmembrane transport. Bases 938 to 2359 code for a protein of 473 amino acids. NCBI's taxonomy places the organism in Eukaryota, Metazoa, Chordata, Chondrichthyes, Myliobatiformes, Myliobatidae. Gene Ontology annotation, cellular component: plasma membrane. The record is from RefSeq and is a predicted model, not a curated record. The transcript is spliced from 5 exons.